Messenger RNA from Enterobius vermicularis (human pinworm), 726 nucleotides. NCBI's taxonomy places the organism in Eukaryota, Metazoa, Nematoda, Chromadorea, Rhabditida, Oxyuridae. The record is from the annotation of a GenBank genome assembly.
AUGUCACCGUCAACAGAACAAUCUAGCUGUUGCUGUUGCUUUUACUGCUCAUCUUUGAAACAGAAAAUUGCUAGAAAUCCACCUACUUUUAGGCAUAAUGUGUCAACAAUUGGCAACAGUAGGCAAGAUGAAUGUGUCAAAAAGACAGUGAACCACAAAAAAAUUUCGUCUACAUCAGUUAAGCAAGCGUCAACUGUUUCUUCAGAAGUCGUUCAUGAUGAGCAAAAAGAUGACAGUGGUGGCGAUGGAUUUCAUGAUCAGUUGACGAUGGAUCGCGAGAAUGCUAAAAAAUUUGUGCAAGAAGUGAGGUUGGAACCUGUACUGCUGUAUUCCUCGUUGACUACUGAUUGUACUGAAAAAGUAGCUUUCACGACAGAAAACCGAGAAGAGAUUGAUAUAACACCAAAACUUGAUGCAGAAGGCAGUUCGGAAGGGACAGAGGUCGAGGGAGAAGGAAAUACCAAUGGCCAUGGCCAGCUAAUGAAAAUUCAGGAUGUUUUCAGUUACUGCUUUACCAACUUUUCAGGAAAAUUGGUAAAUUUUUUAAAUAUUGCUUAUGCUUGGUGCACUUCAACACUACUGGAUAUCCUUGAAUAUUUCAACUGUGAGGCUUCAGGGUAUCAGGCUAAAUUACUCAAUAGCACCGAAAAUUUGAAUAUUGAUUUGAUACCAAUUGCAUCAUCUUCAUCAUUUUCUAUUCAUAGUUUUCUGGAAAAUUUGUAUUAG